UUGGACGUGGUAGAUUUGAAAGUGUGUUAUAAACAGACAGACUGACGUUGUUGUUUUUUUUUUUUUAGCUGGGAAGUGUAAUUAUUUCAUGUGAAACUACAUUUGAUAAAAAGCUAACGUAUCGACGGUGACGUUAGCUACAUUCUUUGCAGCGAUGUUGGAGGAGGAACAUACAGACAGACAGCACCAACUUGCCAUGUUGUGUCAGAAGCUCGACCGAAUUAAAACAAGAUGUCUAAUCGAAGAUGACACUGAUAAUAUCAACCAGGCCAUUGGCUCCAAUUCGCCUGAAACGUGUCUCGCAUAUCUGAUGGUCUUGGAGAAGAAAGGAGACCCUCACUUGGAUGCUAGUCAUCUCACAAAGCUUACAGACUUCUAUACCCGUGUAUUCUCAACUAUGCCACUGGGAAAACACUGCCAAAAUGAGAGCUAUGCCAAAAUGCUGGUCAGAUUUGCAGAGCUGAAUGUAAUUCAAGACCCCAGUGGGGCGGAGGGCAACUUCAAUGUUGCGACUACACACUGCCAGGAUUUCGCUUUUGUCCACAUUGCACACGCUCAGUUUGAACUGUCUCAGGGCAACACGAAAAAAAGUACUUGGAUACUUCAGAGGGCAAUUGAACUGAAUGCCAAACCCAAUGACCUGCUGGAGGCUGCUGUGCAGAACUUGACACUGGGCAAAGCAGAACUUCUUUCCUCUGAGGAUAAGGAAAAUGUACCAGUCUCAACUUAUAAAAAUAGCAAAGAAUUUCUCAAAGUCUCCAGAAACUCCGACGGUACAGGCGACUUGCAGCUCUCCAGUAUAUUUUCUUCAGGAACAAUGGAACCACGGAAUGGACCCCUAGAGGACCAGGCUCCAGCUUGGAGUUCUGGGUCUCAACGAAAGAGAGCCGUUGGCAUGCCAGGGAGAGUGCCUGUAGUCCAUCGCUCUAUCUAUGAAAUGGAUGAUGAUGACAGUGAUGGAAGACAGGUGAAGAGGAGGGAGGCUCUCAUCCCAAGUAGCUUGUCCAGGCAAACAUCUGGUUCAAGUGCCAUGUUUACCUUGUCCUCAGCCCAAAAGCGUGUUGAAGAUGGGGACUUCCUCAAUCUAAAGACACCGAUCAUUAGCCCUGAGCCACGCCCAUGGGAGGACAUGGGAAUGGUAGACUCCACCACGACACUGCUGCACAGGCAAGACGGGAGAGAUGCCACUAGGGUGGAAGAUACCACUGACAAUAUAAACCAGAUAAUCGGUUCCAACUCCCCUGAGGCUUGCCGGCUCUAUCUGACUAAGCUGGAGAAGAGGGGCAAUCCUCAGACGGACACCAACCUUCUCCUAAAGCUGAAGGACUGCUAUUCCAGAGUCUUCUCCAGACUGCCAUUGGGAAUGUACAGCAAAAACGAAAGCUAUGCCAAGAUGCUGGUCCGAUUUGCCGAACUCAAAGGUAUUGAUGACCCAGAUGAUGCUCGGGACAACUUCAUCGUUGUGAGAUCCAACUGCAAAGGCUUUGCCUUUGUGCACAUAGCACAUGCUCAGUUUGAGGUGGCUCAAGGUCAGGUCAAGAAAGGCACCUCAAUACUACAGAAAGCCCUUCAGGUGAACGCAAAGCCCACUGAACUAAUUGAGACGGCAAUGCAGAAGCUAAAAGCCGGGAAUUACCAGUUUCUCCCCGCAGAAGACCGAGAGAGUGUCCCAGAGCCACAGUCCCACGGGUCAUUGAGUCUGUCAAACUAUGGUAGAGAUAGGGAGCCGGAGAUUCCCGCCCGUUUACCUCUGAGCCAGACACAGCCCAAACCCUCUAGCAUGGAGCUGUCUUCAGGGUGGAAAAUGCCAGCCCGUGUCAGCCGAGUCGUGUCUCCAGAGGAGAAGCACACCCCUCCUGAUCUCAGGCCCAUUCCACGUCUGGUGGACUCUCUGCCCACCCCAUCCCUCCCUCUCCCGUCCAGACUCAACCCACCCGUCGCCUGCCAGACGCCCAACUACAAAGACCCCAGGGCCAACUGUUACGUUACCCCCGUGGUCAAGAGGAACCCCCCGUUUGCGGCCCCUCUCUCAGCAGCCCAUAAAGCCGGCCCUGCCCAGCAGCAGCCGUGCACCCCCCUCAGCCAGGUGUCCUAUGCCCAACAGACCCACCAGGGUUCCACCACUGCUCUCUCAAACGAGUCCAUCGUGAUAAAAGGCAAACAGUUCCUCGUCCUGAAAAUGAUUGGCCGAGGUGGAUCCAGUAAGGUGUACCAGGUUCUGGACCAACGGAAUCAGCUGUUUGCUGUGAAGUAUGUGAACCUGGAGGAGGCUGAUCCCCAGACAGUGGAGAGCUACAAGAAUGAGAUCGAGCAUCUCAAUCACCUUCAGCAGUACAGUGAUCAGAUCAUCAAGCUGUAUGAUUAUGAAAUAACCAACAGCUACAUCUACAUGCUAAUGGAAUGUGGUAACCUGGACCUCAACACCUGGCUACGGAACCGUAAAACUGUCAACCCGCUGGAGAGGAAGUUCUACUGGAAGAAUAUGCUGGAGGCAGUCCAGACCAUCCACAAACAUGGUAUUGUCCAUAGUGACUUGAAGCCUGCCAAUUUUGUGAUUGUGAAUGCCUCGCUGAAAUUGAUCGACUUUGGCAUUGCAAACCGCAUCCAGCCUGAUGUGACAAGCAUUAUGAAAGAUUCUCAGGUGGGGACCUUGAACUACAUGCCCCCCGAAGCCAUCAAAGACACUUCAUCCCAGCCAGGGAAGGCACGCUUUAAGAUUAGUACUAAAGGUGAUGUGUGGUCCCUUGGUUGCAUCAUGUACUGCAUGACCUAUGGGAAGACUCCAUUCCAGACCAUCACCAACCAGAUCACCAAGCUACACGCCAUCAUUGACCCGACCCAUGAGAUAGAGUUCCCUGACAUUGCAGAGAAGGAUCUGCUAGAUGUGUUGAAGAGGUGCUUGGUACGAAACCCAAGAGAGCGGAUUUCCAUCGCGGAGCUGCUGGAGCAUUCAUACCUGAAGCUUCAGUCUCAGCAGCAGUCACCUGUGCCAGCACCUCCUGACAAUAACGAUCUGAAGAGGAUCCUCAAUGAGCUCGCUGCCUUAAAGUCUCCCAACAGCAUUGCCAGGGCAACUAAUAACUUGGCGAAAAUGUGCAACAGUGGUCGAAAACUGGAUGCUGCAGGGUGUGUGAAGUCAUCCAGCCUGCUCAACUGGAAGAUGUGAUCUGGCCAUGUAGAUGCUCCACUGAUUUAUAGCCUAAGUCGUGCUUUACCCAUGCUUCAGCACAACCCGAAAAAUACAUCCUGCUUGGCAGUACACUGGCCUUGUUUGAAUACUUUGAAAAUGUAUCCUUCCUUCCCCUUGAAGUAAUCACUGAUCUGAAAUGUCUGGAUUGGUAAAAGCUUUGAAGUGGAACCUUUACUUUUAUUUUAUCCAAGUAUGUCAGUAUGACACAGAGGAUGAGAGGAAAGAAGGAAGCUUUUUAAGCCGGGUCCAUAUCUGCCCUACAGCGCUCUACCACCUCCAUGUUUUAUGUCCUCAUGACUUCCCCUUACUUGCAUCUUGACAGAUACGAAUCUAAACUUUUUUCUUUCUUUUUUUAGACUGACAUUUUUUGUGUUUCUUUACUUUACACAUUUUACUGUACUCUCAAACAUGUAACUGCAAAAAAUGUUCAACAAAUAAACUAGCUAACUGAUGUUUGUUUA
Molecule: messenger RNA, 3651 nt
Organism: Oncorhynchus nerka (sockeye salmon)
Lineage: Eukaryota; Metazoa; Chordata; Actinopteri; Salmoniformes; Salmonidae
Gene: ttk
Product: ttk protein kinase
Exons: 25
Coding region: 155-3166 (1003 amino acids)
Biological process (GO): meiotic spindle assembly checkpoint signaling; chromosome segregation; protein localization to kinetochore
Cellular component (GO): kinetochore; nucleus
Molecular function (GO): protein serine/threonine/tyrosine kinase activity; ATP binding; protein serine/threonine kinase activity
Source: RefSeq, a predicted model, not a curated record